This is a messenger RNA of Osmia lignaria (orchard mason bee), 1497 nucleotides long. The record is from RefSeq and is a predicted model, not a curated record. Lineage: Eukaryota; Metazoa; Arthropoda; Insecta; Hymenoptera; Megachilidae.
UUCUAUUUUCUAUUUCUUAUUUAAUCGUAUUGUGUUUAUUUUAUAUUUUCUAUUUCUUAUUUAAUCGUAUUGUGUUCAUUUUCUAUUUUCUAUUGUCUACCGAGUCUCCACCAAGGAGAAAUCCUUCGGGAAGUUCGUUGGAUCUGGCCAACGAAUGAUGAUCAUUAAUUUGUACAAAAAUUUGAAGAUGGAACACCCAGAAUUGAGGUAUAGGCUCCUCGUGAAAUUAAUUUCGCAAAAACUUGGAAUUGGAGAACUGACAAUUUCCAAAACUAUCGCCGAGUUUAAAGCCACGGAAGAUGUGAGCUCGCCCAAUAAGAGAAAAAUACGCUGCAAUGUUUUAGAAAAAACGUCGGAGAGCGAUAUUCUUGUGAUACGCAGGAAGGUGCACGAAUUUUGGUUAAACAAGGAAAUUCCGAACGUGAGGAAAAUUUUAACUCGCGUAAAUGAAGACGCGAAUUUACCACCCUUCACAUACUCGUCUCUAUACCGGCUGUUGAAACGGAUGGAGUUUAAAUAUAUUGUUCGUGGGCGCAAUAGCGCCAUGAUUGAUAAGGAGUACAUGGUGUCGUGGCGCCAAAAAUAUGUACAUGCAAUACAAAACUAUGUAUAGGCGAAUGUUAGGCGAAAACUUUGGGUGGAUACAUCCGUCACCAGUCCCAAAAAUGCAGCUGAGAGGGGUCUCACAACAGGUAUACCGCCACCGGCAAAUAAAGGAAAGAGGCUAAUAGUAACCCACAUCGGGUCAACAGAUGGGUUUGUACCCGAAGGCCUCCUCUGUUUCGAGUCGAAAAAAAAUACUGCAGACUACCACGACGAAAUGAACGGCGAUACAUUUUUCGAUUGGUUUAGAACUUUUGUGCCCAUGCUACGAGAUGGGGCAGUUAUUGUAAUGGACAAUGCCCCCUACCACAGCGUUAAAAUUGAGAAAUACCUCAACAUGAGUUGGAAGAAAAAUGAUAUCAUUUCAUAGCUGGUGGGUAAGGGGGAAAAGGUACAGCCCCAUUAUGUAAAAGCACAAUUAUUGGAUCUCACGCGCAAAUAUAAGCGUGAAAAUAAUUAUGUUAUUGAUGAAUAUGCCAAACUACAUGGCCAUGAAGUAUUACGCCUUCCCCCUUACCAUUGCGAACUAAACCCCAUCGAAUUAGCAUGGGCAAGCAUUAAAGAUUACGUAAGAGCGCGAAAUACAAGUUACAAACUAUCUGACGUUAAGACACUACUAAUUCAAGCCAUCGAAAAUGUAUCGGCCGAGUCGUGGCAGAAUUUUAUUCGCCAUACGAUAGAAGAGGAGAAUAGGGUACGUCGACUCGACAAUAUUACAGAUAGCAUUUUGGAUGAAGGUGAUGAGUGGGAGCACCCAUUCGAAUCCGACAGCGAUAUCGACAGCGAGAUAGACAGCAACGUGUAACGACCCGCUAAGAAGACCCAGCACCUUUUUCAUUUCGUUUUUAUUAUUAUAAUUUAUUUUUAGUACAAAAUGGUUAAUUUAAUUUUUAU